Capsella rubella is the source of this 2754-nucleotide messenger RNA. RefSeq names its product putative G-type lectin S-receptor-like serine/threonine-protein kinase At1g61610. The transcript has 7 exons. Lineage: Eukaryota; Viridiplantae; Streptophyta; Magnoliopsida; Brassicales; Brassicaceae. Gene Ontology annotation, biological process: protein phosphorylation; recognition of pollen. Bases 40 to 2565 code for a protein of 841 amino acids. Gene Ontology annotation, molecular function: protein serine/threonine kinase activity; ATP binding. The record is from RefSeq and is a predicted model, not a curated record.
UUUUUUCCCUUUCUCGUCGUUUAAAGAUCUCAAAAAAGUAUGGCAAGAUUUUACAGAAUCCUUACUUUGGUCACGACGACCCUUGUGAUCUUGUUUCAACUAUGUAGCAUCGUAUCUUGCUCCACAAGCAACUCAAUCUCCAGAAACCAGACGAUACGAGACGGAGACUCACUGAUCAGCGAGGACGAAAGCUUCGAGGUUGGAUUCUUUAGUCCGAAGAACUCAACCUUAAGGUAUGUCGGGAUAUGGUACAAAAACAUCGAACCUCAAACAGUUGUCUGGGUUGCGAAUCGAGAGAAGCCAUUGUUGGAUCACAGUGGAGUUUUGAAGAUUGCAGAUGACGGGAAUCUGGUAGUUGUGAAUGGACAAAAUGUAACCGUUUGGUCGACAAGUGUUAAGCCCGAGUCAAACAACACCGUGGCUGUUCUGUUGGGAACAGGGGAUUUGGUUUUGUCUUCAGAUUCGGACAGAAGAAGAUGGUGUUGGGAGAGCUUUAACAAUCCGACAGAUACUUUCUUGCCAGGUAUGAUGGUUCGUGUGAAUCCUUCACUGAGAGAGAAUCGAAGUUUCAUCCCGUGGAAAUCCGAAAAUGAUCCUUCACCAGGAAGGUAUUCAAUGGGGAUUGAUCCUACUGGAGUGCCAGAGAUUGUGAUUUGGGAAGGGGAAAAGAGGAAAUGGCGUAGCGGACCGUGGAACUCGGUUAUCUUUACCGGUAUACCGGAUAUGUACCGAGUCACAAACUAUGCUAAGGGGUUUAAGCUCUCUUCUCCUGAUCGAGAUGGUACCAUGUUUUUCACGUACAGUACAAACAGUUCCGAUUUCUUGAGGUUUCGGUUUAGGUUUGAUGGCGUACAAGAGCAGUUUAGAUGGAAUAAGGACGCCAAGAACUGGACUUUGCUUCAAAAGAAACCGAACACGGAAUGCGAGAAGUAUAACCGUUGUGGUAACUACAGUGUCUGUGAUGAUAGCAAAGAGUUUGGUUCGGGUAAAUGCAGCUGCAUUGAUGGGUUUGAGCCGGUUUAUCAGGAUCAAUGGAAAAAUAUGAAUUUUUCUGGUGGCUGCAAGAGAAGAGUUCCAUUGAACUGUAGUGAGAGUCUGGAUGGGGACAAAAUAGAUGGGUUUAGGGUACUUCGUGGAGUGAAGUUGCCUGAUUUUGGAUUAGUUGUUUCACUUAACAAUGAGAGUUGUAAAGAUGAAUGCAUGAAGAAAUGUUCUUGUAAUGCUUAUGCGGUUGUAGUAGGGAUCGGAUGCAUGAUUUGGACCCGUGAUUUGAUCGAUAUAGAGCGUUUUGAGUUCGGUGGACUCCCUAUCAACAUCCGACUGGCGGGUUCUGAACUAGGAGGUGGAAAGGAAAAAUCGAAACUUUGGAUAGUUAUUGUUAGUGCUAUAUGUGCAUUCUUGUUUGGAUUAUGCACUUGGAUCUUAUGGAGAAGCCUUAAAGCUUUCUUGUUGAAGAAGAAAGAUCUUCCUGUUUCUGAUACCAGAGGGAACAGAGAUAACUCGGCUAAGUUCUCAAGCUCACCAAUCAAUGAUCUAGUAGGGGAUCAAGUUGACACACCCGAUUUAACAGUCUUCAGUUUCGACAGCGUAGCCUCAGCGACAGGAGGUUUCGCUGAAGAGAACAAGCUUGGACAUGGCGGAUUCGGUACUGUAUAUAAGGGAAACUUUUCAGAUGGAAGAGAGAUUGCGGUGAAGAGACUAUCAGGGAAGUCAAAGCAAGGACUAGAGGAAUUCAAGAACGAGAUCUUACUAAUCGCGAAACUCCAGCAUCGGAAUCUUGUUAGAUUACAAGGAUGCUGCAUUGAAGACAACGAGAAGAUGCUUCUCUAUGAGUACAUGCCAAAUAAGAGUUUGGAUCGCUUCCUAUUUGAUGAGAGUAGACGAGAAAUUUUGGACUGGAAGAAACGAUGGGAGAUUAUUGGAGGAAUUGCUAGAGGAUUGCUUUACUUGCAUAGAGACUCAAGACUAAAGAUCAUUCACCGUGACCUAAAAGCAAGCAAUAUCUUGCUAGACACGGAAAUGAAUCCAAAGAUUUCUGAUUUCGGUAUGGCUAGGAUCUUCAACUACCGACAAGACCAGGACAACACGAUCAGAGUUGUCGGCACAUAUGGUUAUAUGGCUCCGGAGUAUGCAAUGGAGGGGACAUUCUCAGAGAAAUCUGAUGUGUAUAGCUUUGGAGUGUUGAUAUUAGAGAUUGUGAGUGGAAGAAAAAACGUUAGCUUUCGUGGAUCUGAACAUGGAAGUCUCAUCGGUUAUGCGUGGUAUUUAUGGAGCCAAGGAAAGACAAAAGAGAUGAUAGAUCCAACGGUUAAGGACAGUCGAGACGUAGAGGAAGCGAUGAGAUGCAUCCACGUGGGGAUGUUAUGUACACAAGACUCAGUCAUCCAUAGACCAAACAUGGGUUCAAUGUUGUUGAUGUUGGAGAGUCGAACGGGUCAACUUCCACGGCCGAGACAGCCUACCUUCCACUCGUUCAUGCACUCCGGUGAGAUUGAACUCAACUUGGAUGGUCAAGAUGUUGCCACUGUCAACGAUGUCACUUUCACGACUAUUGUUGGGAGAUGAAACUCUUUGACCAAAAGUUAUUGCUCUUCCCCCCCUCCCCACGCUCCUUUGACUAUUCGUCUUUUUUGUUCUCCCAUAGUUUUCAACUUUUGUACAUAGUUAAAAUCUUCGUUUUCUUGAAGAUAUCAGUAUCAUACUAAUAUACAUAACUGGAUUUGUAUAUUGAAGAGAAAAUGAACAAAUCGGAUU